This is a messenger RNA of Linum tenue, 4290 nucleotides long. NCBI's taxonomy places the organism in Eukaryota, Viridiplantae, Streptophyta, Magnoliopsida, Malpighiales, Linaceae. The record is from the annotation of a GenBank genome assembly.
AAACUGUCCCUCCUCGAACAAAGCCCCUGUCUCCGCUUCGUUUUCGACUUUCGGUUCUUGGCUCGCUUCACAUCCAUCGUCUUCGCUUCAGAGCUCUCUUCUCUCUCUCUCUCUCUCUUUCUGGUUCUGUCUCCCGCGCUCGGUGGCGUCCACGUCUUCUACUUACGUCGAUCGGCGGCCGCCUUCCCCUCGCCAGCUAUGACUCUGAUGACUCCUCCGCCGUUGGAUCAGCAAGAGGACGACGAGAUGCUGGUCCCCCACACCGACGUCACGGAAGGUCCUCAACCCAUGGAAGUAGCGCCAGCUGAACCAGCAACUACAGCUGAUGCUCAGUCAGUUGAUGAUCCACCAUCAGCAAGGUUUACCUGGACAAUUGACAACUUUUCGAGGCUCAACACCAAGAAGUUCUAUUCCGAUGUUUUUGUUGUUGGAGGUUAUAAAUGGAGAAUACUGAUUUUUCCCAAGGGUAACAAUGUGGAUCAUCUGUCCAUGUACCUAGAUGUUGCAGACUCCGGAACUCUGCCAUAUGGCUGGAGUCGUUAUGCCCAGUUCAGCCUGACUGUUGUAAAUCAAAUUCACCAAAAGGGCUCCGUUCGGAAAGAGACACAACACCAGUUCAAUGCACGUGAGAGUGACUGGGGAUUUACUUCAUUCAUGCCCCUUGGGGAGUUAUAUGACCCUGGCAGAGGUUAUCUUGUUAAUGAUACAUGCAUAGUAGAGGCAGAUGUCGCUGUCCGUAAAAUUAUGGAUUAUUGGUCCCAUGAUUCUAAAAAGGAGACUGGCUAUGUUGGACUUAAGAACCAAGGAGCCACAUGCUACAUGAAUUCUCUUCUUCAGACACUCUACCAUAUUCCUUACUUCAGAAAGGCUGUGUAUCACAUGCCCACGACUGAGAAUGACAUGCCAUCAGGAAGCAUCCCUCUCGCUCUGCAGAGUUUGUUUUAUAAACUUCAGUACAGUGACACAAGUGUAGCAACAAAAGAGCUGACGAAAUCUUUCGGGUGGGACACUUACGAUUCUUUCAUGCAGCAUGAUGUGCAAGAACUUAAUAGGGUCCUUAGUGAAAAGCUUGAAGAUAAAAUGAAGGGAACUGUUGUAGAGGGAACAAUACAACAGUUGUUUGAAGGGCACCAUAUGAAUUAUAUAGAAUGCAUCAAUGUGGAUUACAAGUCCACUAGGAAGGAAUCAUUUUAUGAUCUUCAGCUUGAUGUCAAAGGUUGUCGAGAUGUAUAUGCAUCUUUUGACAAGUACGUUGAAGUGGAGAGUCUUGAAGGUGAUAAUAAAUAUCAUGCCGAACAACAUGGCCUGCAGGAUGCCAAGAAGGGAGUCCUGUUUAUUGACUUUCCUCCUGUUCUCCAACUUCAGUUGAAAAGAUUUGAGUAUGAUUUUAUGCGAGAUACGAUGGUGAAGAUAAAUGAUCGUUAUGAGUUCCCUUUGCAACUUGAUCUUGAUAGAGAAAAUGGAAAAUAUUUAUCGCCAGAUGCGGACCGAAGCGUCCGGAACCUUUAUACUCUGCACAGUGUAUUGGUUCACAGUGGUGGUGUGCAUGGUGGACACUAUUAUGCUUAUAUCAGACCAACGCUUUCUGAUCAAUGGUUUAAGUUUGAUGAUGAGCGGGUAACCAAGGAGGAUAUAAAAAGAGCAUUAGAGGAGCAGUAUGGCGGUGAGGAAGAGUUACCGCAGACAAAUCCUGGCUUCAACAAUUCUCCUUUUAAGUUCACAAAAUAUUCAAAUGCUUAUAUGCUUGUGUAUAUACGCGAAAGUGACAAGGAAAAGAUAAUCUGUAACGUGGAUGAGAAGGACAUUGCAGAACACCUGAGGAUAAGGUUGAAGAAAGAACAAGAAGAAAAGGAGCAAAAGAGAAAGGAAAAAUCCGAGGCCCAUUUGUAUACUAUCAUAAAGGUUGCAAGGAGUGAGGAUCUUCUUGAACAAAUUGGGAAGGAUAUUUAUUUUGAUCUUGUGGAUCAUGACAAAGUUCGCAGUUUUCGCAUCCAGAAGCAGAUGCCCUUUACCCUUUUCAAGGAAGAAGUUGCAAAAGAGUUUGGUGUACCAAUUCAAUUUCAACGUUUCUGGCUGUGGGCAAAGAGACAGAACCAUACAUACCGUCCAAAUCGGCCAUUAACACCCCAAGAAGAAUCACAGUCUGUUGGGCAAUUGAGGGAAGUAUCUAACAAAGCAAAUAAUGCAGAGCUAAAAUUGUUUCUGGAAGUGGAACUUGGACCGGAUCUGCGACCUAUUGCUCCUCUCGAUAGAACAAAGGAGGAUAUUCUGCUGUUCUUUAAACUUUACGACCCACUGAAAGAAGAACUGAGGUACAUUGGGAGGCUGUUUGUAAAGGGAAGUAGUAAGCCCAUGGAGAUCUUGACAAAGCUAAGUGAAAUGGCAGGCUAUGCUCCUGACCAAGAGAUUGAACUUUAUGAGGAAAUAAAGUUUGAACCUCAAGUUAUGUGUGAACCCAUUGACAAGAAGAUAGCAUUUCGCUCUAGCCAGCUAGAAGACGGGGACAUUGUCUGCUUUCAGAAGCCCCCUCUUGGAAGCGGGGAACAGUGCCGCUACCCGGAUGUGCCUUCUUUUCUUGAAUAUGUGCAUAAUCGACAGGUGGUACGUUUUCGAUCAUUGGAGAAACCGAAAGAAGACGAAUUCUCGUUGGAACUGUCAAAGAAUCACACUUAUGAUGAUGUGGUUGAAAGAGUAGCCCAUCAUCUUGGUUUGGAUGACCCUUCCAAAAUAAGGCUUACCUCUCAUAAUUGUUAUUCACAGCAACCUAAACCUCAACCCAUAAAGUACCGAGGAGUAGAUCAUUUGUCUGAUAUGCUGGUCCAUUACAACCAGACAUCCGACAUUCUAUACUAUGAAGUGCUUGAUAUCCCUCUUCCAGAGCUGCAAGGUCUGAAAACUUUGAAAGUUGCCUUUCAUCAUGCAACCAAGGAAGAGGUUGUAAUUCAUACCAUUAGACUGCCAAAGCAGAGUACGGUAGGUGAUGUCAUCAAUGACCUCAAGACAAAGGUUGAAUUGUCUCACCCCAAUGCUGAACUUAGAUUGCUUGAGGUGUUCUACCACAAGAUCUACAAGAUCUUUCCACCCAGUGAGAAAAUCGAAAAUAUCAAUGACCAAUACUGGACGCUCCGUGCAGAGGAGAUUCCCGAAGAGGAGAAACAGAUUGGUCCUCAAGACCGCUUGAUUCAUGUGUACCAUUUCAUGAAGGACACGGCUCAAAACCAGCAAGUUCAAAACUUCGGGGAACCAUUUUUCCUUGUCAUUCGUGAGGGGGAGACUCUAGCUGAAGUAAAAGUUCGCAUACAGCAAAAAUUGCAGGUCCCUGAUGAUGAGUUUUCAAAGUGGAAGUUUGCUUUUCUGUCACUGGGCCGACCGGAGUACCUUCAGGACUCUGAUGUGGUGUCGGGUCGAUUUCAGAGAAGGGACGUAUAUGGUGCUUGGGAGCAGUAUCUGGGACUGGAGCAUGCUGAUAGUGCUCCUAAAAGGUCAUACGCAGCUAAUCAGAACCGUCACACCUUUGAGAAGCCUGUAAAAAUAUAUAAUUAGGAAACCAUGAUGGUGAUGGGGAUGGCCAGGUUGUUUCAUGGUGUAUUGAAGAAUAGGGAAGAAAAGAGGGUAAAAACACUCGGGUGGAAGCCAAAUGAGAGUAAUUUUGGUGGGAAUGAUUCUGGUGGUGGUUAUGGUAGUUGCUGGUUAGAUGUGUAAUUCUUCUUUGGUAGGAGAGCAGAGAGAGAGAGAGAGAUGAGAUGAGAAAGUUGGAUAAAGAGGGGCCUUUAGCACUAGGAAAGAGAUGGUGGCUGGCUUACUGGCUCUGGUAUUUUUGGAGGUCGCUCUUGCACCCUUCUGUUGGGUGAGUUGGAGAAGAGGAUGAAGAAGAAGGAAAGAUAUGAACCGUUGAAGCUGCUCUCUCUUCUUGUUUAGUUUUUACAUAUUGUAUUCUUAGUACAUAAUGAAAGGGGUGUUUGGGUUUUCCCUUUCAGUGUUCUUCGACUACUUCCAUUUUGUUUUUGGCUUCAUUUUGGGGAAUGUAUAGAGGAGGGUAUAGGUAUGACAUUUUUCUUCUACUUGUCCAUUUGGGAUGUUCUGCUCUGCUCUCUUCUCCACUUUCCUUUCUUCCUUUCCCCAUCUUUAAUAUUUCUUUGUCGUUGGAUGAUUUUAUCUUCACGAAUGAAUGAUAUACAAGGAGAGAGGCCUACAGGCGGGUUUUCACUUUCUUUUCUCAGUAGUAAAAGACAUUUUAGGGUAAGGAUCGGACCAACAAUGCAAUACACUUUGUUACGGUUUAAAUGUCAA